GCCUGCCUGGGGCCGGGGCAGAGGAGGGCACUUGGAAAGCCACGGGCCAAGAACACGAGGGCUUGGUGUCUCGGAGCCUAGGCCCUCCCGCUCCUCUCUUCCUGCCUCCCCCCCCAGCCCGGCCCUGCUUCUGCCUCUUAUGCACUCCCCAGCCCCCCGCCUCCCACACACACACAGUGCUCGCACUCUCGUGCACGUGGAGGCAGCAAUGGCCUUGUCGUCGUCUGGCCCUUCGAUGUGUAUGCUGAGCCGACACCUGCCCUGGAGACGGCAGUGAGCCGAGUCCCGUCCCUGUCCUGGCGGUAGUGGGAUGAUGAGGGGUGCCUGGGAGCCCAGAGGCACCAGCCCAGGCCCAGGGGGAGGCUUCCCAGAGCUUGGGCUACAGCGGCCGAGGCUUCGGUGCGUGUGCGGGUCUGAAAGGGAACUGAAAGCGUCUCUGGACGCCGAGACUCAACGCCGGUGAGGGGAAGUGGGAGAAAUGAGGGGGUGGCAGGGACAGACCCUGGAGGACCCAGGCCUCCAGGACGAGUGUGCCUCUAUCCUGAGGGAGGGGACAUUCACACAUUCGCCGUGUUUAGCCACUGGGAACUCCCCAGUCCUAAUGCUGGAGCGGAGCCCCCUGCGUUUUGUGGCCAGGAGUUGACCCUUCAGCUGCUGUGAAAGGAAGGCCCGAGGGCCCCAGAGAAAGCCGGGGUGUUCGGGGCAAAGCAGGGAGCGCUCGGGGGCCUCUCGGAGGUGUCUGAACAGCCGGCGCUCGCAUCCCGGUCUGCCCUGGCUGCAUGUCCGGGGGCGCCCCUGUCUCCACAGCACUGGCAACAGCGCUUGACGUGGGCUUGUCCAACUGGAGCUUCCUCUACAUCACCGUCUCGCUGUGAGUACCGGCCACACCCCGCCGCCUCCGUCCAGCCUUUCGCGCGCACCCUGCCGGCGGGCCAGCGCCGUACCCCUCUCUGGGACCGGCCCUUGAUCGCCGCUCCUUCCUGACACCCAGCGGCUCUCUGGGAAGCUGCCAGCCUCUGCGGUACACGAUGACCAAGUCCUCCGCUGUCCUCUUCAUCCUGAUUUUCUCGUUGAUCUUCAAGCUGGAGGAGCUGCGCGCAGCGCUGGUCCUGGUGGUCCUCCUCAUCGCCGGGGGCCUCUUCAUGUUCACCUACAAGUCCACACAGUUCAACGUGGAGGGCUUUGCCUUGGUGCUGGGGGCCUCGUUCAUCGGCGGCAUCCGCUGGACCCUAACCCAGAUGCUCCUGCAGAAGGCCGAACUUGGGCUCCAGAACCCCAUUGACACCAUGUUCCACCUGCAGCCACUCAUGUUUCUGGGGCUCUUCCCUCUCUUUGCCAUAUUUGAAGGUCUCCAUUUGUCCACGUCUGAGAAAAUCUUCCGUUUCCAGGACACAGGGCUGCUCCUGCGGGUACUAGGGAGCCUCUUCCUUGGCGGGAUUCUCGCCUUCGGUUUGGGCUUCUCCGAGUUCCUCCUGGUCUCCAGAACCUCCAGCCUCACUCUCUCCAUUGCUGGCAUUUUUAAGGAGGUCUGCACUCUGCUGCUGGCAGCUCACCUGCUGGGGGACCAGAUCAGCCUCCUGAACUGGCUGGGCUUCGCCCUCUGCCUCUCCGGCAUAUCCCUGCACGUUGCUCUCAAAGCCCUGCACUCCAGAGGUGAUGGGGGCCCUAAGCCCUCGAAGGGGCUGGGCUCCCACCCCGACCUGGAGCUGCUGCUCCGGAGCGGGCAGCCAGAGGAGGACGACAAUGAGGAGGAAGAGGCGUACUUCGUGGCCCAGGGGCAGCAGUGACCAGCCGGGAGACCAGCUUGGAGGCAGGCCUCUCCCCGCCCUCACACCUCACAGCAGCUCGGGGACCCAGGGGGCCCUUCGCGGCAGCUGGGGAGCAGCGGGCCAGGCCUCUCCCAGGCCGGGCCUUGGGGAGUGCGCGACCGCCUGGCGGGGCUCGCUCGGGGAGCUGAGGAGACUGCGGGGGUGCGUGUCGGGCCAGAGCAGGGCCGAGGCCGUGCUGGAGGCCCAGCGGGACGAGGGAAUGGGCGGUCCUUGGCCGCUUGCCAGGCUCUGGCGGCCAAGGUGGUGCUUUCCGGGGCACAGCGGGUUUCUUGGGGCACUGGGUUUAGACUGCGGAGCGCUUGGGAAGGGGAGAAGGAGAGGCUGGAGCCUCAUCACCUGGACAGCGUCUUUUCUCAGAGAGCAGAUCUAUUUAUAGUUUGGAAAUAAAGGAUUUACGGUC
Molecule: messenger RNA, 2229 nt
Organism: Leopardus geoffroyi (Geoffroy's cat)
Lineage: Eukaryota; Metazoa; Chordata; Mammalia; Carnivora; Felidae
Gene: SLC35H1
Product: solute carrier family 35 member C2
Exons: 7
Coding region: 1029-1787 (252 amino acids)
Biological process (GO): UDP-glucose transmembrane transport
Cellular component (GO): cis-Golgi network; Golgi apparatus; endoplasmic reticulum-Golgi intermediate compartment
Molecular function (GO): antiporter activity
Source: RefSeq, a predicted model, not a curated record